UUAAAAACGAACAACUUAUUUGAAAUCCCGCCAAAGUUGAGGUUUUUCUUUCGUUUCUUUCCAGUUAUCUGUUUUUUUUUUAUAUAUAUUUUAUAAAAGAGUUGUUAGCGUUUUUAUUAGAAAGAAAUUAAAAAUUCCGAUUAUCGAAGCGAUUGAAAAUGAAGCCCGAAAAGAUGUACGUAUUUAAACGAGAUGGACGCAAAGAAGAAAUCCACUUUGAUAAGAUUACAUCUCGCAUACAAAAGCUUUGCUAUGGCUUGAACAUGGAUUUCGUUGAUCCCGUAGCAAUCACUUUCAAAGUAAUAAAUGGGCUCUAUUCUGGAGUGACUACUCAAGAAUUGGACAACCUUGCUGCAGAGACGGCAGCUAGUCUCACCACUGGUCAUGCUGACUACGCAAUUCUAGCCGCACGCAUUGUGGUCUCGAAUUUGCACAAAGAAACAAAGAAGGCAUUCUCAGAGGUUAUAAGUGACUUGUACAAUAUGGUCGAUACUGGAACCGGUAAGAAGUCGCCAAUUAUUUCAGAUUUCCAUUACAAAGUUGUGAUGGACAAUGCGGCCAGGCUGAAUUCGGCAAUAAUUUACGACCGUGAUUUCGGCUACAACUAUUUUGGGUUCAAAACGCUGGAGCGGUCGUAUUUGUUGAAGAUCAAUAACAAGAUUGCCGAGCGUCCGCAGCACAUGUUGAUGCGAGUCGCAGUUGGAAUUCACGGAGAGGACAUUGAUUCUGCCAUCGAGACGUACAAUCUGCUCUCCGAGCGAUACUUCACUCACGCCUCGCCAACUUUGUUCGCAGCUGCCACGAGGCGGCCUCAAUUGUCUUCGUGCUUCCUGUUGAGCAUGGUGUCCGACUCGAUCGAAGGUAUCUUCAAAUCAGUCGAACAGUGUGCCAUGAUUUCCAAAUCCGCAGGAGGCAUUGGCAUCAAUGUCCAUUGCAUCCGAGCCAAGGGCACUGGAAUCGCUGGCACAAAUGGAACAUCAAAUGGUCUUGUGCCCAUGUUGAGGGUGUUCAACAACGUUGCUCGGUAUGUUGAUCAAGGUGGUGGCAAGCGCCCAGGAGCAUUCGCUAUCUACCUCGAACCCUGGCAUUCGGACAUUUUUGAGUUUUUGGACUUGAAGAAGAACACCGGUAAGGAAGAGACUCGUGCUCGUGACCUAUUCUACGCUCUGUGGAUCCCAGAUCUCUUCAUGAAACGUGUCGAAGCCGACGAGGAGUGGUCACUCAUGUGUCCACACAAAUGCCCGGGGUUGCACGACGUUUGGGGUGAGAAAUUCGAGGAACUCUACACCCGCUACGAAAAGGAGGGGCGUGCAAACCGAACCAUCAAGGCUCAAACCUUAUGGUUUGCUAUUAUCGAAUCUCAAGUCGAGACAGGCACCCCAUACAUGCUCUACAAGGACGCCUGCAACCGCAAAUCCAACCAACAGAACAUCGGAACCAUCAAAUGCAGUAAUCUUUGCACAGAAAUUGUUGAGUAUUCGGCUCCGGAUGAGAUUGCAGUCUGUAAUUUGGCUUCAAUUGCUCUGAACGCCUUUGUGACUCCACAAAAGAAGUACGACUUCAAGAAACUAAAAGAAGUCACAAAGACGGUUACAAAGAAUCUAAACAAAAUCAUUGAUGUCAACUACUAUCCAGUGCCGGAGGCAAAGAAGUCGAAUAUGCGUCAUCGUCCAAUUGGAAUCGGGGUUCAGGGUUUGGCUGAUGCCUUGAUCAUCAUGCGACUUCCGUUCGAGAGUGAAGGUGCACAGUUGCUCAAUCAGCAGAUCUUUGAAACAAUCUACUACGGAGCUCUGGAAGCAAGUUGUGAGCUCGCCGCAAAAGAAGGUCCAUAUGAGACAUAUGAGGGAAGUCCAGUUAGUAAGGGAAUUUUGCAAUACGACAUGUGGGAUAAGACUCCAACCGACCUCUGGGACUGGGCUGCUCUCAAGGAGAAAAUUGCCAAGCAUGGAGUUCGUAAUUCCCUUCUGGUAGCUCCAAUGCCAACUGCGUCUACUGCCCAGAUUCUUGGCAAUAAUGAAUCCUUCGAACCAUACACCUCGAAUAUUUACAACCGCAGAGUUUUGUCUGGCGAGUUCCAGAUUGUCAAUCAGCAUUUAUUGAAGGACCUAACCGAGCUGGACUUAUGGGAUGACGACAUGAAGAACGAAAUCAUUGCUAGUCGUGGAUCGAUUCAGCACAUCGAGCGGAUUCCAGCUGAGCUUCGUGAGCUGUACAAGACAGUUUGGGAGAUUUCAGUUCGUUCAUCGAUUAAAAUGGCUGCCGAUCGUGGAGCCUUCAUCGAUCAGAGUCAGUCGUUCAAUAUUCAUGUGGCUGAGCCAAACUACGGAAAAUUGACUUCGAUUCAUUUCUUCGGUUGGAAGGCUGGUCUCAAGACCGGCAUGUAUUACCUGCGUACAAAACCAGCUGCUCAUGCUAUCCAGUUUACUGUGGACAAGACAAGAUUGGCCGGAGCGGUGACACAAAACGGCAGCGUCGGAGGCGGCUCACCAAAAUUGACACCCGUCAAAGAACAAAAUGGACAUUCAGUUCCAUCAACACCAGAAGCAGCCGAGCGGGAGAGGAGAAUAGCGGAGAUGGUUUGCUCUCUGGAGAACAAAGAUGCCUGUAUGAGUUGCGGCUCUUAAAUUUUUGUUUUACUUAAUUAAUUUUAAAAUGUGUGUAAUCUUUUUCUUUUUUUCUCAGCUUUUAAUUUAUAAAAAUGCUUGUUUUUGUUAAAAAAAUGGCGUUGUAUCAAAGUAUUGUAUGUUUCGAAAUUUAUGUAUAAAUAAUAAUAAAUUUAAUCCUCCUUAAAGAUAAUAA
Eupeodes corollae is the source of this 2799-nucleotide messenger RNA. It is a transcript of the gene RnrL, whose product is annotated as ribonucleoside-diphosphate reductase large subunit. Gene Ontology annotation, biological process: deoxyribonucleotide biosynthetic process; DNA replication. Gene Ontology annotation, molecular function: ribonucleoside-diphosphate reductase activity, thioredoxin disulfide as acceptor; ATP binding. The record is from RefSeq and is a predicted model, not a curated record. NCBI's taxonomy places the organism in Eukaryota, Metazoa, Arthropoda, Insecta, Diptera, Syrphidae. Gene Ontology annotation, cellular component: ribonucleoside-diphosphate reductase complex. The transcript has a single exon. Bases 159 to 2624 code for a protein of 821 amino acids.